UCUCGCUUCCUCCCGCUGGGCUAGCAUCCUCCGCAGCAGCCUGGGUGGGUGAUGGCAGGGAAGCCGAUAUCCUGUUUAUCCGUGGGACGCCGCGUGAGCCUGGCGCGUACGAUCAGCCGUUCGUGACACGGGCGGCCGGGGAUGAGGCCGCCAUGGACCGCGCAACAGCGAGCGAGAAAAUGCGCGUGGCCGGACUGGUGCUCGCGCGAGGCGGCAGCGAAGCGGUGAAGAAGAAGAACGCCCGAGUGCUGUGCGGACUGCCUUUGUUGACCUGGGUGCUGCGGCCGAUGAAGCACUGCAAGACGCUCGACGAAAUCUGGGUGUCGACCGACGACCAAGAAAUCGAGGACAUCGCCGCCACGGAAUCGUGCGCCGUGGUGCGACGCUCCGAAGAAUUCGCGCAGCCCGACUCGCCGUCGGUGCUCGCCGUGCAAGAGUUCAUGCGCGAAGUUCCAGGUAUUGACGUGGUUGCCUUAGUCCAAUGUACCUCGCCGUGCCUAGUGCCCUCAUACUUAGAUGAAGCAGUCAACCUUGUCACUUCAGACAGAUAUGACUCCGUUUUCUCGGUCACUCGUGACUACAAGUGGCGGUGGACAGAACUAUCACAAGAUGGUACGACAAGACCCCUGAACUUUGACCCAGCGCAGCGACUCUGUCGCCAGGAGUGGGCGGGUGAGAUCGUCGAAACUGGUCACUUCUAUGUCACGCGAGCGGAGUAUGUCCAAGAUGGCCUCCUUCAAGGAGGACGGUGCGGCUUUGUGGAGUUGCCGCAGUACCUGUGCCAUGAGGUUGACACGGAGGAUGACCUGCUGAUCGUUGAACAGAAGCUGCAGAAGUACGGCUUCAAGGGCGACAUCGUCCUCGACGCGCCCUCCGAGUUCCAGUAGUCAUUUGUUCCCCGCCGAGGACCUCCGCAGAGUCAUCGACCUCCCAAGCUUUCCCACGACAACCUCAAGCGAAGAUUCAUCUUAACUGUCUCGAAUGCGUGGCUAUUGUGCGGGUUGUAUUGCUUUGCGAUGUGAAUGGACGGAUCCAGACUUUCAUUCGGAGCACUUAACUGCCGUGGUACAACUGACUGGGUGCCAUUUACCGAAACAAGAUUUACGGUCCCGGUCUCUGCAAAUGCCACACCGUUCGGAGUGCUGCUCGGAAGACCUCGGGUCUUCUCACGCAGGUUGUUGCGCUGCAGGAGCCUGCUGAGGCGGCUCAGCAGUUGACCUGUCACGCUGCUAAGCUCGAGGAUACGGGUUCGAUUCGCAGCCACGGUGGCCUCGUUCUAACACGAACAAAAUGUGAAAAACAGCUGCAUAUUUAAAUUCAAGCGCAUGUUAAAGGAUGCCAAGUUGUCGAAAUUGACCUGGAGUGUUCCAUUAUAGCGCCUCUCAUAAUCAUGUCAUGUUUUGGCACGUAAAAUCGCAGGAUUUAAUUUUUAUUAUGAUUUAUUUACAGAGGGGCAGGGGUCUGUGACAUUUGUUCAUUUCUUUCCUUUGAGAACUGCAUGUGCAGAGGGUUGAAAAGUGAAAGCCACGAUUGGCCGAUUUUCUGGCCCGAGAAAAUGGUGCAUGCUUUUGCAAGAACAUUGCUGAAAAAAACGCCACUGUGCUUGCUUCUGUGUUGUUCUGCGCAUCAGCCAGUGACGGCAAAUUUGGCGUCUCAUUUGCUCAAAAAACCGGCACGUACGUAUGCACGAGUACUGGUGGUGCCAUCUCUUGGUGACAGUGCAAACCGUUACCUGUAGGAAUGCUUGUUGGCAUUGUUGUUCAGCAUCACAGCACAAGGUGCGAACUUUUUAGAGACAGAGCGAAUUUUUGGAGCGAGAUGUAUUGCAGGCACCCCUUAAUGAUGCAGCUAAUAACCUUCCGGAUGAAGACAACUGGUAAUCCGACAAGAGGAACCAUGAGUUCUGUAAGUGACGAAGAAGAUACAAAAGGAUCAGUUUCACGUAACUGUUUUCUCCUCUUCGUGCCAUGCUUUUGUGCCAUCAGGGUUAGUGCUUGAAGUACAGCACGGUUCUCUUUUAGGAGGAAUGCACUGCAAGCCUUUGGCUGGCAGUUACAGCCGAGAUGUAUCACUGCGACGUGCAGACUAUUUUGAUGCACUGGCACCAGCCGCACCUUUCUACAAACCAAGUACACAUCUUUCAGUUGUGUUGGUUAAAGUGCCAGCUAGAAGUGGAUUAUAACUUGCAUUGCAGGUGAAAAGUUUGACGUUUUGUAGUGAUGAGGCAUUAGCAGGUUUUGCCACUGAUGUUUUUGCGAGCAGCCAUCGUGGGUAAAACGUGUCGAGAAUGCAACUUAGUGAUGGGCGAUCAUGGAGUGUCCUCGGAGGUAGAUGUGUAGUAGUGUGCGUCUGUUGGCGAAUGCAUGGUUUUGAUAAAGCGUGAGACGUUUUUAGCAUUUACACUCGUAGGCACCAGAUGUUGUGUCUUGAGAAGAGAAGUUGUACGGUGAGUGACUGCCGUGCUGAAGUUAUCGUCUGGAAAGAAGGUGACAUGAUUGCCCGUUCUCUUAAAGUGCAAGGAGAAAUUUAUUUUAAUUUUCAUGUUCGAGUAAUAUUCUGAUAAGUUGAUUUCUGCAUGGAGAUUUUGAUAUAUACAUGGCUUCGGCACUUGGGAAGAUAAGCAAAAGCUGCGAUGGAUUGGCACUGGACGUCACUGCACCAAUACUGAUAUACAUUUAAAGCACUCAUGUAUCAAUACUCAAGGGUAUGUGUUUUGAUUUUUGAAAAGGCUCGUCACAUCUUCUUUGCCAUGGUCUUGAUAGUAGGCGUACCGGUGAAGUUGGCGGCUUCUUUCAUGAAACGGCAUCGCACAUCGAUCAGCUCAUAUCUGCUACCACAUGUGCCAUCAGACGCCAGCGCCUAAUAACUUGUUUAUGCCAUCAUCUUCAGUAGUCCUGCAGCCAUGUACCAUUAUGUUGGUAACAAACUAGUGUAGCUUCCAGCUUCAAGUUCUGUAUGGACGUCUGAUUCUGAGCAAGCACAGUUGGCUCUGGAAGUUCCCGGGACGCAAGAUUUGCGAGGAAAGCAGAAUUGUCACGAAUCCUGGGCGCACAGUCUCGACUUUACACAGUUUCGUCCUGCAUCAGUUCGCGCUACCUGCUCGCCAGCUCAGUAAGUUAAUAGUACCAUGCUUUUGACAAAAGCUGAAGUCGUAUCCAUAGUGGAAUCCGCACUUUGUGAACUUUUGCGGUCAACCACACAUUAAUGCAGACCGUGAGCUACGUUGCGCUGCUAUCAAAACUCCUCAUCUGCCUCAGUAGGGCAGUUAUCAACAGCGUCAUCUUGUCACUAAUUAGACUAUUCGAGUCGCGUGCUCAGAGCAGCAUACAGCUCUCAAAACUGUCCGUGACGAAAAGCGAGUGUAAUGUCAGCAGUUCCAAGAUGUGCAUCUGUAAUGCAAUUACAAAGCGAGAGGCAAUGUUGCAUUUGUCGGCCUGGCGUUCUUACGUAUCCCAGCAGAGUUUUUUUUUUUCUUUUUUCUUGCGAGGCAUCGUCACAAGUCACAGAUGUCGCAUUAGAGGCCGUAAUACUCCCUGUGCUAUGUGAAGCUGGUUGUGAGCGCUUUGCCAAGACCACGACUUGAAGCGAAUGCUAGUCCUUUACAACAAGAUAUAUUUACACUACUGCGCAAUUUGCUUUAAAGUGCGUGCAUAACAAAUCUCUUCUUUCAUUCAAGUUUGUGAUUUAGAAAAAUGUCGUCGAUGGUAUUUCACAGAAGGUUUGACUUUCCCUGUAUAUGAAUCUCUAUUUACGGAAUACUGGAUGUGGGUACAUAGGUGGCAGCAUCGGUGGCAGUCGCCUAGCGACAGCAUUCGAUUGGUGUACAAAAACCAUUACAUACUGCAGAGCUGUAGCUGAGUUCUAGUCGUGUGCUGGUCAUUGUUAACAUCACCGCCAAGAGUAUGCAGUGGUGGCUUCUUAAUUUUCCACGAACGAGAAUUCCUUAGUCGGAGGUUUCUUAUGGUGCAGCAUCUAUGCAUUACUGUGCUGAAUCAAAAUGUUCCGACAAGUUUGAUUACACACACAGAAACUCUCUUCAAAAACAUUGUUACGAAGCAUUUUGAGUGGGAGACAGCUUUGCACGAGCUAACUAGAAAUGAUAAUGCAAUAUUUUGCAUUUAUAGUUGGUGCAUAUUUCACGAUUUAUCCUGUGCGAGGAUACGCAUGCACGACAGCAAAGUUCUUAUUUUUGUUCUGCCUCUACGCAGCUUUACACAUGGUCAUGAGUCAACUGAUACUUAAUUUCCUUUUUUUGGAAAAAAUAUCACUGUGUUUGGUGACAAAGAAAAUCACUAAGUGAUCAUGAGAGAUUUUGGUAAAACACUGGGUAUACAUGUAGAACAGUAAGAUGUGUAUAAGUCCAUGUUGAAAGUAUGGCAGUGCACCCUCACUAGACGACUCCUGCAUAAACAGGUGCCCAUAAACACGAAGAUUAUCAUUUUAGGGCUUUGCGCGUACGACUUAGAUUACACAUAUGGAAAUUUCUAAACAGAACGCGAGAAUACUUUGCGGUGCUUUGCGACUUCAUGAACCGCCACUAGGUGUCCUAGUAUUCUGUAAACUGGAGCACUGUACGAAUUGUAUGGAAAAGAAUGGCAUCAGCCGAACAGUACCUGUAGCGUGUUGCAACUGCAUGAAAUGUCGCAAGGCGUUGCGGUCAGCAGAGUAGCCGCUGUGUUUAUGGUGUCUGCAUUCUGUAUGUUGCAAUAGAAUAUGGACAGGCUAGGGUGCGACAUGACUCAUCCAAUCGGGAAUAGAGUCAACUUAAAGUAAAACAUUUGCUAUGUUUCAACAGUUGAUGAAACUGCCACAAGGUGUCACUACCAGUACUACAUCUUUUGUCCUAGGUAUUCCUUCAACUGCAUGCACUAAACCUCUAAUAAUAUUCGAAUGGGUGCCAAAUGGUGUAUGAGCAAGCGGAACGUUGCAUUCUGUCACGUGUAUGCACGUUUGAACUCCUUGUAGCACAGCUUUCCGAGGUCAGGGUACACUACAAAGGGACAGUCGCGUAAGACCGAGUGGGUUUCCAUAGUUCAGAUGGUUAGAUGUGUGUUUCUAAGUGACAGUAUGAAUGCAAGCUAACUUUGUCACUUACCUAGCAUCUGUCGAUUUUAACACAAGUAAUACGUGCCGCUGAAUUUAUACGAGAUCACCAUAAAUAUCUGUUUCUGGACAACGUACCAUGCAAGAUUGUCUUGCACCGCAAUGCAAUAUGACUUAGGCAAACAUUCCAUAACCAUUCACAAUUUUGGAAGUUCCCAAUUGGCAGGGCUCUGCCUGUCGAAAGCCAAAUUUUAUUGCAAUGAGCAAUCAAUCACCUGUGAAAUCAGCUAUGACCUUGCACGUUCGAAGUGUGGAGCGGUGUGUUGUGCUCAUGCUUCUGUGGCACAGUUUUUAAGCGUACCAACUCACUUCUCAUCUGUCAAACUCUUUCUCGACUUGGUGUCUUUCUCAACCAAUGCGAAUUUGCAACCGUGUGCGAAUGCGACCAAUGUGAAUUUGCGACGAGUGUACCAUGCCCACAGUAGUCACUUCCGAUCGAGUUUCAUGAAAAGCUCGCAAGGAGGCACAGUCUGUUGCAAAGGCAUAAAGGUUGUCACUGUAGUUAUUAAAGCAUGUUGAGUCCUGUGUGUUUUUGUUAGUGACUUAAAUCAGCAGCGACAACUAAGCAAAGUCAGCACAGCAUACCCAAAUCGAAGACGUUCCACCAUUUGCUCAUCUGCAAGAACCAACACAGUCAAAAAAGAAAAUUUCUCGACAGCACGCUCCUUUGUGGCACUAAAUAAAAUGAAAGGAGAUCAUUAUUCACAUGCGCCAAAAAUCUUGGAAGCCAUUGGUUGCUAGGCCCUAGCGAGUAUUCUGGAAGGUCAUGGAGAGGGAACCACAUGCCCACUCCGAGGCUUGACAAGAGCUUGCACUGUGAAUCUUCAUCAGCUGGUGUUGUGAAAUGUCAAACUGCUGUACCUCGUAAUUGAAGGCUGCCCUUUUUCUGCAGUUUACGGGCAAUACAUGUGGAAAUGUUCAACUUGUAAGUGGAGUAGACAAUGCCAGACUUUUCAAAAUGGCUCUGUACUUACCAAACAUGUGCUCAGGGACUGCCAAUGCUUAUCACCGUUUUCAUGCCCGAGCCUCAAGAGUGUCGUUCAAGAAUAUUCUUUCUAGAAUGAAAGAAAAAAAUUGAACCGCUUGAACAAGGUCGUUAGUGUCACUUCUCGGGUAGUUGUGCUGCUUUCGCAUCUGUAUUCGGGAUUUGACCUUAGUGGACAGUCCAUUGAAGUUUUCUUUAGAGCUUAGGGUGCUUGGCUGCAUACGACAGAGCUGUGGGUUCGCUCGCGGUGGUUGCAUUUUAAUGGAGGCAAAAUGUCGGAAGCCUGUAUUGAACCACUUCUACAAGAACAAGAUUUAGGUGCAGAGCCACUGGUGGGCGAAAUUUUCGGAGCACUCCUCUACUGCGUGCAUCCUAAUCACAUUGUGGUUAUGGCAUGUAAAACCAGAAGUCGAUAUUCCUAUUUUCAUCUGAGGUAGCAGCUGACAAGUUGCUCAUGCGCUGUAGUCAUGAAAUUGUCGUAAUCAUUUUUCCUACACCGACUGAAGUUACCUCGGGACUGCUUUUCACACAGAUAACUGCAGGGAUGAUUUCACUACCUCGGAGGAUAAUUCAUGUUUCAAUUCAUUUGUGAACAACACCUCUACGCUCGUCUUAUACGUUCAUGCAGUUCUCGUUUUAGGCAACUUAACAUUAAACCCUGUAUAGAAAAUUCAGUUUUAAUUAUAAGCUCAAUUAUAAUAUGUAGUGCUUUGAUCAUAAUAUGUAUUGAUGACCUUAAUGCUUUUGUCACAAGCUACCACUUGAUAACAGUGCAACUGUCUUGUACUUUUGUCAACCCUUGAGGAGUUUAUGUCAUGAGAAAUCAUCUGCACAAGUCAAAUAAAGAUCUUCGAAACUG
Messenger RNA from Rhipicephalus microplus (southern cattle tick), 6947 nucleotides. RefSeq names its product CMP-sialic acid synthase (gene Csas). NCBI's taxonomy places the organism in Eukaryota, Metazoa, Arthropoda, Arachnida, Ixodida, Ixodidae. Gene Ontology annotation, molecular function: N-acylneuraminate cytidylyltransferase activity. The record is from RefSeq and is a predicted model, not a curated record.